UACACACUGAAUAUUUAAGAGAACCUUCUGGAGACAGACCCCAUCACAAAUAUCCCACCUCAACCUCCAAUCCCAACCGUUCAUACUCAACCCCCCUCCCUCCCUUUUCUGAUUUAAUUUCUUUAUUGCAAUAACAACAACAACAGCAACAAAAUAUACAUAUUCUUUUCUCAAUUAUUUUAAAAUCAAUUUCCAUCCUUUCACUAUAAGAAGGCAAGCCCAACGUGUAGCUUAAUUUAAACCUGUUUCUGGAGACUUCUGACCAGAGAGUGAGCUGAUCUCUAUCUCAACCCAACCCCCCCAAAAAAAAAAGGAAUGAUAAGGUUUCGUCUUGCAGCAAUCUUUUAGCAUUUAUUCAUUUCCCAAAGAAAAAGAAUUGGCCUUGCGUUUCUUGAGAAGGGUUUGGUGUCACUACAAUCACACAGUCAGUUACAAACAAAAAAAGCCGACAAGAUUGAAUCUUUGAGCUUAUACAUAUAUAUCUAUAUAUCGAGAGUGAGGAAUGGCAGAUAGAAGCAAUGAUUUUUACGCCGUUUUGGGGUUGAAGAAAGAUUGCACAGCUGCAGAGCUCAAGAAUGCCUACAAGAGGCUUGUAAUGGAAUGGCACCCUGAUCGUUUCUCUGCUUCUGGGAAUCCAAACUACGUCCAAGAGGCAACCCGGAAAUUCCAAGCUAUUCAGCAAGCCUAUUCUGUGCUUUCGGAUGCCAACAAAAGAUUUUUGUACGAUGUAGGAGUCUACGACAGCAACGACGAUGCCGAUGAAAAUGGGAUGGGUGAAUUCUUGAAUGAGAUGGCAACAAUGAUGAGCCAAGCUAAAUCCAAUGAAAACAGAAAUGAGACAUUUGAAGAAUUGCAGGAGCUUUUCGAUGAGAUGUUCAGGGGCGACGUUGAGGCCUUUGAGUCGUCUAUGUGCUCAACGUCGACUUCUUACAACAACGGAGACGACAACAACAACAACAACAAAAGAAACUCCUCGGAGAUGACUUUUGCAGGCGAUGCCGCCGGAUCCCAUUUCGAAGGAUUCUGUAUGGGGACAGGGGAGAGCAGUAGCAGUAGCAGUAGUAGCCGGAGAAAGAAUAGUCGAAGAAGCCACUCGCAUUCCCGGAGAUAAUUAAGUGAAAGUGAUGAUGAUGAUCAAUGGAAAUAAUUUCGAGAUUUUGUUAUGUUUGUGAUCCUUUUAUAUCAAUUGUUGUGUUCCUUCAUUUCCAUUGAAGGAAGAGAGGAUUUUAUGGGAUGAUCGAACAGAAUAGAACAACCUGUGCCUCACAAAAAAGUUCCUAUUUUUCAGCUGUCUGAUUUUGUGGAAAAAUCUAUAAAAGCAUCCAUACGUGAAAAGCCA
Messenger RNA from Andrographis paniculata, 1339 nucleotides. RefSeq lists its product as uncharacterized. The coding region runs from base 503 to 1111 and encodes 202 amino acids. NCBI's taxonomy places the organism in Eukaryota, Viridiplantae, Streptophyta, Magnoliopsida, Lamiales, Acanthaceae. The transcript is spliced from 5 exons. The record is from RefSeq and is a predicted model, not a curated record.